AUGAUAAGAUUUCCUGAACAAAAUGGAGCCAUUUUCGAAAUAUUUAUAUUUAUUCCUGACUGUUUUCUUUUUGUUACGACCACAAUUGGAACAACGAUUGCCCCGCCUCUUCCUGUCACAUGUAACAAAACUUCUGUCAUCACAGCAGUGGCUCUUAACAAGCCAGUAGGAGACUCCUCGGCUAGCGCAUGCACAGACCCCACUUACCAAUCGCCAGAAUCUUUAGUUACUCGAUAUUGUGGUAUCCCACUCGUUUCCAACUGGAAACAGGGACAAAAGGUUAUUGAUGAGUGCCAAUCAAAUUCAGCUAGUAAUCGAUCGUACACUCCAGUGUCAACUUUUGCACAUGGUCAUCAUGAUGUCAUGUCCGGUAUUUUUCUCCAUUGUACAACCGCCGGAUUUGCGAUGAUUGCUCAGAACUGCACAACGACACCUAGCGUCGUAAAUAUUACCCAUGGUUCUCUCUACCAUUUGCAGGAUUUUCGAUUUGUGCUAUCAUGAUUUAUAUUUCUGUGGAAAGAAUAGCUUUGUUCAUGCUUG
This is a messenger RNA of Saccostrea echinata, 540 nucleotides long. RefSeq lists its product as uncharacterized. The record is from RefSeq and is a predicted model, not a curated record. The coding region runs from base 1 to 501 and encodes 166 amino acids. The transcript is spliced from 4 exons. NCBI's taxonomy places the organism in Eukaryota, Metazoa, Mollusca, Bivalvia, Ostreida, Ostreidae.